Molecule: messenger RNA, 1137 nt
Organism: Rhodofomes roseus
Lineage: Eukaryota; Fungi; Basidiomycota; Agaricomycetes; Polyporales; Fomitopsidaceae
Product: GroES-like protein
Exons: 4
Coding region: 1-1137 (378 amino acids)
Biological process (GO): D-sorbitol catabolic process
Molecular function (GO): L-iditol 2-dehydrogenase (NAD+) activity; zinc ion binding
Source: RefSeq, a predicted model, not a curated record
AUGUCCCCCGUCGCCCUCCCCUCCCAGCACGCCGCCGUCCUCCACGGCGCGAAGGACCUCCGCCUCGAGGAGCGCACCCUCUGGCCCCCACAGCAGGGCCACGCCCAGGUCGCCGUAGUCGCCACAGGCCUCUGCGGAUCCGACCUCCACUACUACACCCACGGCCGGAACGGCGACUUCGUCGUCCAGCAGCCGCUCGUCCUCGGCCACGAGGCCGCAGGCAUCGUCACCGCCGUCGGGCCCGGCGUCAAGCACCUCGUCCCCGGCCAGCGCGUCGCCAUUGAGGCGGGCAUCAUGUGCAACAACUGCAGCUACUGCCACAAGGGCCGCUACAAUCUCUGCAAGAACAUGCGCUUCUGCAGCUCCGCAAAAACAUUCCCACACUCCGACGGCACCCUCCAGGACCGCAUGAACCACCCCGCGCACGUCCUCCACCCACUACCGGACAACUGCACGUUCGAACAAGCAGCGCUCGCAGAGCCGCUCUCCGUCCUCCUCCACGCCUCCCGCCGCGCAGACCUCACCCCCGAGCGGCCCGCGUCCGUGCUCGUCUUCGGCGUCGGCGCGAUCGGCCUCCUGGCGUGCGCACUCGCGCGCUCGUACGGCGCGCACAAGGUCGUCGCGAUCGACAUCAACCAGGCGCGCCUCGACUUCGCCAAGGAGAACGGGUUCGCGCAGGAGGUCCACUGCCUGCCCGUUGCGGACAAGGCGAAGACGACCGACGACCAGCUCCGGAGAGCGAAGGAGACCGUCAGCGCCGCGCUCGGCAAGUUCGACCAGCCCGACGGCUUCGACGUCGUCUUCGAGUGCACCGGCGCGGAGCCGUGCAUCCAGAUGUCCGUCCACGCCGCGGUCACCGGCGGGAAGGUGAUGCUCGUCGGGAUGGGCUCGCGGAACGUGAUGCUGCCGCUCUCCGCCGCGGCGACGCGCGAGGUGGACGUGCUCGGCUCGUUCCGGUACGCGAACACGUACCCGACCGCGCUCGCGCUGCUCGCCGCGGGCAAGCUCCCGAACAUCGAGAAGAUCAUCUCGCACCGCUUCCCGCUCGCGGACGCCGCGCAGGCGUUCGAGCUCAUGGCGCGCGGCCGCGACGACGACGGCCGCAUGGUCAUGAAGGUCAUGGUCGGCGGCCAAUAG